AUGUUGGGCCUGUGUAGUUUGACAAUAGAAUCUGUUGUCUUGUUCGUUCUGCGUUAUGAGCUUCUGAUGAGCACCGGAAUGAGUUUCGGAUGCUCAAAGAAAGGUGAUGAAGAGAAGGAGAAGAAGGAGAUGAAGAGGGAUCCGGGAGCGCCUGAAGGUACUCCCGAAGGUCCAGUGGUCCCUGGAUCACCAGCAGAAGGAAUGUCUCCCGUUGCUGGAACACCUGAAGGAGUACCAGCUGUAUCCCCACCUGCUCCUCCACCUCCUCCUCCAGGUCCUCCUCCAGAGAUGAUGGCAACCCCCAAGAAAUCCUUCAAGUCACCAUCGUCGUCGAAGAAGAAGUCUGGUAAAGCAAAGAAAGCGUCGACACCGAAGAAAAAGAAAGGCAAAGCAGGAAAGAAAAGAUGA
Molecule: messenger RNA, 408 nt
Organism: Ostertagia ostertagi
Lineage: Eukaryota; Metazoa; Nematoda; Chromadorea; Rhabditida; Trichostrongylidae
Source: the annotation of a GenBank genome assembly